AUGAGUUCUUUGACUCUGUCAGACCACUUCGACAGUUUUGGUAAAUGCCGUUUCCAGCGACUGGGAUUGGCAUUUGCAGCCAAGCAGUUUACUCCGAAACCUGUGGCCCCUCAAAGGUCUCUCACUGAGUCCCUGGCAGACGAGACAAGGAAGCCUUCUGCAAAGGCAUUCAUCUUGUCACAGGAGGCACUGGCUGCGGACUUCGAGCGCUGGAGUCAGCACACCCGUGGGAUUUCCGAUUCAAUCAAGGAGGCAGACCGCCACAAAGAUGCUGAUGUCAAGAAGCGGCAAUCCGACAUUUUGUUUGCCGAGCUGCCUUACUAUUUGGAGUUCCUUCCAGAAUCGGUGCCGCUUGAGAGUCUGGAGUGCGAGAUGGAUCGGGAGAGGUCCUCGAAGCCUGGCUUUCCCCGCCGCUGGCCAAGUCAAUCCAGAAAAUUUCGACGAACAGAGUCGCAGGCUCUUAUCGAGAUAUUCAGGGCAUGGUCCUUUGCUUCCUGGCCCCUCGGUGGUGCAGAGCUUGGAAUGGAUCGUGCCACAUUCUCUCGAUUUGUACUGGACGUCGGGCUCGUCGACCAAAGGAAGGUUCCGCUCUAUUGGAGUUUAUCCCUUUUUGAUUGCCUGUCACACACUACUCGCGUCUGUGCCAAAGAUGAUCCGAUUCCUAUGUCCGCGCCCCUUCUGCCAAUGGUGAAGUGGUGGGACGUUCUGGCGAUAGUUGAGGUAUUAGCUUGUCAACAUUUUCGCACAUCAACGACAGCACUGCGGGUCAAGUUCAUUGAGAACGUUGCGGAGAUAUCCAGAUUCCGGCUUCCAGCCUAUGCUCUCAAGGCUUUCAACAUAAGUCAAGCCCAGAUUGAGCUGGUGCUUCAAGGCGUCAAGGCCGACCCGAACGAAAGCGACGAUGAGCAGGCGAAGGGACACGAGGAGAUGCCUUCAAAAGCUGUUGAGUCCAGGAGUGGCAACGAAGCGAAAGAGUUGGGCACUGCAAGCAAAGAGCAAAUGGUCAGAAUGGAGGAAGCACGAGGCCAGCGACAGAAAGGAAGCCUGGUGGAGCCUGAGGUGCUUCAUCUUUUGUGGCAGCAUGAGGCUGUGUUUCAAGCCCUACACGCCGCAUAUGCGGACCAUGAAGGCCACAUGACGUUCGCAGCUCUGACGCAACUUUGCAAAGACUUUUCUCUGGCACCGCAUCUAAUCAGCCUGCAUCAACUUCGCAAGAUCUACGAGUCAGCCGAGUGCUUGGACGCGACGACUGGAGCACCUGCAAGGAUCGAGUGCUUGGGCCAAGACUUCAACUUGAAGAAGGGGAGAGGUGCCAGCCCUUCGCGAUCACCACAAGCGUCUGGGCGGCGACGCUCAGUUUCUGCCGCCACCACCCCGACCCACUCCGACAGUGUUCGGUCGUCGAGGCGACCCUCAGAUGUUAGCGGCCUCAGGAACAAGAGGUCAACGAUUGUGAGCCUCGGCAAGAUCAAUGCGAGGCAUGCGGCCGUGUCGGAUUCGCCAUCCCAAAGCCGACGGCGCUCGAUAGAGGCCAGCAGCAUCUCCGGGCACUCAGCCAAUGAACGCUUGGGGUCAGUGCUUCCUUGGGAGCGUCUUGUUGUGAAGGUGCGCGAGGCGAGCUCUCGACUGCAAACCACCGUCUCCUCGGUGGGUUUCCAAGCGCUGAUGGAGAUCCUUUGCAAGGUCGCCCACACUUACCUGGGCUGUUACGGAAACAUGCAACAAAGAAGCAUGUCUUCUCUUCUCCAGACGGUAUGGCUGCUGGUGUACUUGCGCUUCUCCACCGAGAGCUACCGAAGGAGCUUUGAGAAGCGUUCAGAGGAUGCACGCUCCGGAGCAUUGCGUCGAAUUACGCCGCUGCUGAAUCCAGAAGUUUGGGCGAUCGGCAAGGCUCCGCAAUUCGAGGACGAUUUGCCAGCACAAACAUUCCGCGAUCUUGCGGCAGCCUCCACCGAGGGGGGAGCCCUCUGCAUUGCAGAUGAGACCUGCCAGUUGUGCAAGGCUCAUGUACGACAAGAUGACUGGGGCAAUGUGAGGUGCUUCGCUUGUUCCAAGAUUGACGUGCUUGCCUUCAAGCAUCAUCCCCUGCGCUUUCUGAUUCGAAGACCUUGGGACUCCAAAUCUGUCGUGAUUGCAGGAAAAGUGCCGAGGGUUCGGAACAUAUCCCUGACCCCACCACCUUUCAAGGACAGCAACGCGCUGCGGCCAGAAAGCUCGGAAGAGGCUCCAGACCCGGGCCGGAGCUUCCAUCCGUCGUCGUCUUCUUUCAGUGAUGUUUGA
Messenger RNA from Symbiodinium necroappetens, 2280 nucleotides. The record is from the annotation of a GenBank genome assembly. NCBI's taxonomy places the organism in Eukaryota, Dinophyceae, Suessiales, Symbiodiniaceae.